UACACACUGCACUGGUAUCACGUGUACGUCCAGCCAAAUGACACAAAAGGCGGGUCAAUUUUAUUUGUUCACUUUGCUGUCAAUGCCGUUUGUGCAAUCUUGAUGCGAUCUACAGCGGCACACUGAAGAUGUCUGCAUUUAGCUGAUAUUAAUCAAGCUGUUAAUUUGCCUUAGGUAGUUUACAAACGAGGGCAAACGAGGGACCUGUUUUUUGCCCUUUCGUAGCGUAGCCGUAGACGGGGAGUUCGCGGGCCGGGGCUGGGUCGCGAAGCUCGCGAGUGAUUUGCAGCCAACAUGGGGUUCCUGGAUAUGGGCAAAAUGGCCCUGUCAACGGCAUUGUUCAAGCUCGUGUUAGGAGUAACGUUGUUGGGAGCUUCACUACUACGCUACAAUGCCUUGUCCGGUGUGUAUCUGCUCUGCCUAUUGGUGCUACCCCUCAUGCCAAACCCAAGCCGUCGCAACAUGGCCGGGAGGACGGGGAUAUACCUGAUCAUCCUCCUCGUAUUGGCCGUCCUUGCCUGCCUCACCCAGGCAGUAUUUCAAAUUGUCCUGGCCGCUGAUUCUCCGUACGGACACAACUGGGCCUUAUGCAAUGGAACCGAGCCAAUAUGGAGACAGCUUGGCUAUCAGGCGUUGAACGAGCUAUCUGCUGCGUCGGUGUGCCGCCUCAUCCUCCCCGAUGUGGUCGUUCUCAUCGUCACCAUCAUCGUCUUCGUCAUCUGUAAGAAGCUCUUUGCCCCGCCCAGACCCUCCGAGGAGAGCCAACAGUCCGCGGAAGGCGCUGGAGGCGGGGAGGUGGUGGAACGACGCACCAGGCCCAAGUCGGUAGUCGUUGAGGGUUUGCAGUCGUUUCUGGCCAUGCUGCUGUGCGCGUUUGCGGCGGUCAUCUGCCCUUCGGCCACCUCGGGCUUCUACUUCGUGACCUUCCUCGUGGUCAUCACCUGGUGGUCAUUCUACCGGUCGUGGGGCCGGCGGUUCUACCAUGUGUGCAUCGUCUGGCUGCUGUACUGCGGCGCUCAUAUCUUCGCCUUGUACCUCUACCAGUUUCCGUUCUUUCAGGAGGGGUUACCACCAGAGAACCUCUACGCCAGACUGUUUGGACUGAAAGCUAUUAUCGAUGCCACGGAGUGUGACGAGCCGCGGAUGAUCGACUUUGUCGGCGGCCAACGCUGGUGGGUCUACGUCAACCCGGGAGCCUUGCUGAUAUUCUAUUUCUACUUGGCCAUUCUGAUCCGAUGCUGGCUUGAUGGACCGAUCAGAGAAAUGUAUAUUAAUGGUAUCGCCAGAUCACAGGAUCACGAAGUUGUAAGGAGGCAGAAGAAACAGCGCAAACAACAUGGAGAGAAAGAGUCGUCCCCAAAACGCCUCAUGGAUGAGUCCGGCCCAUCCUACCAAUCCAUGGACCCAACGGAGGCAUCCACGACCAGCGCGGGUAAGCCAGGAGAGGAAGUGGAGGGGCUACAGCAACAGGCAGACGAGGAGGAAGCAGAGGACGGACAACAUAAGAUGUCGCCGUUUGCGACGCUGGUGGCGUACGUCACCAAGCAGUGCUACAUUGCGGCGCUCAUCCUUAUGAUGGUCUGGAGCAUCACCUACCACAGCUGGCUGACCUUUGUGCUCCUCCUGUGGUCCCUCCUCAUCUGGAUCAUCCCCAUCUCCACCACGCGUAACCGCGCCCUGUACAGCUCCCCGCUGCUCGUCUUCUACUGCCAGGGCCUGCUGCUCAUCCAGUUUGUCUACGGCCUGAACCUCACCGAUGAUGAGCUGCCAUCUAAGAUCGGAACCAAGAACGGGGUUAACCUGACCGAGAUCGGCCUGAUGAAGUUUCAAGAUCCGUGCUUUCCUCUUGCUCUCCAGCUGGUGUAUACACUGAUGCUGUGGUUGACACUGCGGCAGUUCCUGCGAGAGAAACGCCUGUCCAAAUUGAACGUCAGCUCUGAGGGGAUUAUCCUGCAGCCCUUUGGGAUGAUCUUCUCAGAUCCGGAUCAAGAGAUGCUCGCCAUUGAAGAGGCGCGGGAAGGAGGCGACUUCACUGACCAGGGGGACAGUGAGACCAUGUCGGUCAUCGGCAGCACCAUCCUGGGCAUCCUGUCCAAGUAUUGGAUAUUCCUGGUGGCCGCCAUGUUUCUGAUCGUCAGCAUACAGCAGUCGGUGGACAUCUUCAAGAUUGUCUACAUGGGGCUGUUCCUGCUCAUUGCAAACAUGUUCUUGUGGUCAUUCACUCUCUUCCGAUGGGUCAUCUGGAUGUUUUUCUUGCUGGUCGUUGUGUAUUCCAUCGCCGUCCUAGUCCUUAUCUACACCUACCAGUUUCAAGAUUUCCCUGGCUACUGGACCAACGGCACUGGAAUCUCCGAAAAAAUAUUGCAAGACCUAGGUCUUCGUCAGUACAGCACAUCGGCCCUGUUCCUCAACCUCCUGAUCCCGACGGCGUUCGUCAUCAUUGUCAUGGUCUACCUUCAUUACUUCCAUUCCAAGUUCAUGGACAUCACCAAGAUUGAACAAGGUGGAUACAAGCCGAGCAAGAUCAAGGAGGAAGAUGAUGAAGGGGAGGGCGGGGCAGCUGAAGGAGGAGGCGGUGAUGAGGUGGAUGGAGCGUCUCACACCAGCAAAGCCGGAAAGACCCAUUCUAAGAUGAAGUUGUACAUCAAGUACCUGGCCAUCAUCUGCAGGACUCACUACGAGCGAGCGGCCGCCAUCGUCUGGCGACUGCUGGAGAUUCACAUGAGCAAAAUUGUCAUCUUCACCAUCAUCAUGGUGGUCACUAGAGAGAUGACGGCAGCUAACGGCCUCUUGGUCCUCCUCAUCUUCUUGGUCCUCCCGUUGCCCUGGUUCACCCGCUUAAUGUUCCUGAUCGCGGCUCUCUGGGUAUCCGUGGUCAUCUUUGUCAAGAUGGUGUUCCAGCUGGAACUGAUGCCAAUGGAGAAGUUCGAAAGGAACUGCACGGACAAUACCGAAAUCGAGGACAAUUUCAGCUACCUAGAGUGGUUUGGUCUGGAGCAGACAAACACAUUUCCAGCUUACAUCAUUGGUUACGUGUUCAUCAUCCUGAUGAUGCUCCUGUGGUACAUCGCCCAGCUUCGCCAGGAGCACUACCGCAACAUCAACGACCUGGAGAAGCCCAAGCAGAGGGUCAUCUUUGAGGAGGUCAAGCGGGAGCAGGCCGACGAGGGCCUGGUCAACUGCAUCAAAUUCCUGGCCAACUAUUGCUUCUACAAGUACGGGCUGGAGAUGUGCUACGUCACCACGGUGAUCGUCUCCGCCGUACGUCUAGACGCCCUCUCAGUCAUCUACCUGGUGCUGAUGCUGUGCAUGAUAUUCCUCAGGAGGAAGACCGUCUCCUAUCUCUGGCCGUUCUACACCAUCCUCCUCCUCAUCUUGCUCCCCCUGACCUACGCCCUCUCCCUGGGCCUGCCGCCCAUGUUCUGCUUCGAAUACCCAUGGACGAACCCGUUGCCUGAAGAACUGAUCACCUGGCUGUAUCUGUCGGAUUACGUGUCACCUCCAGAGGGACAUUUCAUCGUUGCCGACUUCUUGCAGCUGUUGUUUGUCUGCCUUCAGCUGCACGUGUUCCGCGUUGAGAAGAACCGGGGUAAAGCAUACGGUGGGGGCGACAACUACGAAGCGUUUGUUGACAUCGAAAAUAUCGCUGAAAAUCCAGUCCCCAAUUUCACGUUCAGCAGGUCAUAUCUUGAUACAGCAAAGACCCUGGUCUUUGAGUACUUGUUCUGGGUGACCCUAGCGGUGACCUUCCUGGCUGGCACCACCCGCGUCAGUCUCUUUGGUCUCAUCUACAUCAUCUUCUCCUUCUACUUCCUGUGGCUUGGCUCCGAGUACCUCAUCAAACCCACGGCAGUCGUCAUCAAACGGUGGAACCUGCUUCUUGCCUACAACCUGUUCGUCAUCUUCCUGAAGGUGUGUCUGCAGAUCAUGUCUUGUGUCUACAUCACUGACUUAGUGAGUAAAGACUGCUGCUGGCUGCUGCAACUUCUAGGCGUGGUGUGUCUACAGACCAACUUCACCAUUGAUCCCGAUCUAGCUGAAAAAUGCGAGCUGCCGGUAGACGAGGCCGGUUUGUCUUGGGACGUGGCUGUCUUCAUCUUCUUGUUGGCUCAGAAGCGCAUCUUCACCAGCAACUAUUUCCAGUAUGUCGUCAUCUCGCUGGAGGAGCAAAAGAGCCUCGCUUCCAAGGGAGCUGAACUGAUCAACGAAUUGCUGGCAACCAGAGUGCGCAACAAACGUCUGGAAGAGAAGAGGAUCCUGGAAGGAAUUAAGAAGAAGAUGGCUCGGAUCCAGAAGCAACAACUAGAUUUGAUGAGCAAAGCAGAAUGGAAGGAACCCAAAUAUCACGAUGAAGCUGUGCGUGGUCAAGGUGGGUACUACAUGUUCAAGGAUGUGAGCGAAGAGGAAUUGAGUGACCUGGAGCCUGACGCUAUACCAGGCGGUGAAGAGGAUGAAGGAAAACACUCGGCAUUCCAUCUUGUCCAUGAUGCGGUUGCCAUGAGCCCAGAGGAUGCCUUGAAGAAAGAUGAUCAGGCUAAAGAUGAAGACGUUGAUGCUGGUGAGACUUCAGGAGCAGCGGACGCUGAGAAGACCAAGGAUGAGGACAAGAAAGACGGCCCGUUGGACAUUGAGGAAGCAGAAGACGUCCUCGCUGAGAUUGAUGAGUUGGAGAAAGAACAAGGCGAAGAGGAAAAAGCCGGCAUUUGCAACAAGAUCCUGAACAUCAUCAAGCUGGUGUGGCGCGUGCUCAUGCGCGGACUGGAGGGCUGCAUCCAUUUCUUUGACGAGAUCUCAGAGGAGUAUCGCUACGUGGCGCAUGAACUGGACAAACUCAGCACCGAGGGCAAGAGACAGAGAGCACUCAAGAAGAAAGCCAAGGCCAUCAAGCCCGCUGGGGAGGCUGAUGGAGGAGAGAUUGAGGAGAUCGAGCCCCAUGAACCAACCAAAGUGUCAAUCAAGGUGGAGGAUGCUGGCGUCGAUGUCGAGGACGGUGGGGGUCCAAGUCAGGGCGACGACACAGAUGCGGUCGCCAAGGCAGAGACGGCUUCCACCGCCGAGACGGCCUCCAGCGAGAAGUUUGUCCGCACCAUGCCCCGGCCGAUCCGCUUCUUCUACUCCUUGCUCUACGCCAUCAUCUCCCAGUCCCAGCUGGUCUGCUACUUCCUGAUCAUCCUCAACUUGCUCCUCUCGGCCAAUCUCCUGUCGCUGCCGCUGCCGAUCCUCAUCUUCACCUGGGCGAUGUUGUCUGUGCCGCGGCCGACCAAGAGGUUCUGGAUCACGGUCAUAACCUUCACACAGUUGGUGGUCAUCUUGAAGUACUUCUUCCAGUUCUACUUCUAUCCUUGGAACACGGAUGACGAGAUAAUACUCAAUGAGAGCAACCCUCUCUGGUGGCCCGUCAUCCUUGGCAUCAAUCGCAAGGAUGCCUACGCCGUCUUGGAUCUCUGCAUCUUGCUGGCUGCGUUCUUCCACCGCUCCAUCCUGAGGAGACACGGCCUUUGGCAGGAGAGUCAGGUGGUGCCCAACCUGGAAGACCCUAACGCCCAGGAGCAACCGGCAAUCACCGAUGGGGACGCCUCAGUGGAUGAUGUAGACGCAAAGAAGAAGAAGAAGAAGAAAAAGAAGAAGUCAAAGGACAAGGGCGACAAGGAAACCGAGAAGUCAGAGGCCGCAGCUGCAGAAGCAGAGAAAUCUCCAGGGGAGGAGGGAGCAGCAACUGCCAAGGACGGAGAUGAGACCAAGGCAUCGGAGGAUGCUGAGGGAGACAGUGAAACAGAAGAGAAAGAGAAGAGGAGCAUUUUUGCACCCUUCGUUGACUUCUAUCACAACAUGCUGGACCCUACCUACACUGCGGUCACCGACGUGUAUGUCCCCAUGUUCCUCUGUGAUGUCUUCAACUUCAUCCUCUUCGCCAUCUUCUCUUAUUCCUUCGGAGAGGAGCAAGCACAGAGCGACGUGACCGAGCUGAUCACCUCCAACUCCAUCCCGCUCUUCUUUGUUCUGUUCCUCCUCCUUCAAUUUGUCUUGAUGGUCAUCGAUCGGGCCAUUUACCUUCGCAAGGCGGUCGUGGCCAAGUUCAUCUUUCUCAUCGUUGUCAUCAUCAGCGUGCACGUCUGGAUGUUCUUCCUGCUACCAGAGAUCAACAACAACCGAUUCACCAGUAACGUACCAGCCCAGAUAUGGUACUUUGUCAAGUGCAUCUACUUUGGACUGUCAGCCUACCAGAUCCGUUGCGGUUACCCGACGCGUAUCCUGGGCAACUGCUUGUGUAAACGCUACAACUACAUCAACUUGUUCCUGUUCUACGGCUACCAAGGCAUCCCGUUCCUGAAGGAGAUCCGUAUGUUGAUGGACUGGAUGUUCACCGACACCACCCUGUCAUUCAGUCACUGGGUGGAAGUGGAGGACGUCUACUCCAACGUCUACACCACAAAAUGCUGGAGAAAUGCUGAAAGGAACUAUCCUGUUGAUCGCGGCCUUCUGAAGAGCAAAGUGGUCAAGUACGGAGCCGGUGGGAUCCAACUCCUGGCCCUCAUCCUCAUUGUCUGGUUCCCUCUACUCCUGAUCUCGCUGUCCAACACCUCGAGCAUCGCUAACCCGCCCUCCGAGAUUGAUAUCAGUAUCAGCAUCAGUGGCUAUGGGCCGUUGUUUGAAACCACAGCACUGGAUCAAAACCUCCACACACUCAAUCAGAACGAGUAUGAUGGUUUGGUCAAUGACUUCAGCGGUGAUCUGAGUGCGCUGACAUUUUUGAAAAACUACAGAGCAGACGAUAUCGUGAAGGUGACCAUCAGCGGAGAAUCCACGUCGUCUUGGGAUGUCAGCCCUCCGAGCAGACAACGUCUGGAAGACACUUUGCUGUCUAAACAGACGAAAAUAGACUUCCGUUACUCCUAUGCUGUCAAAAGGACCACCGAUAGUUCCUUAGUGACGCCCAUAGUAGACGGUUAUCACCAGAUUCCUCUGAGCCCAACGGACCCACAGGGUCGUAAAGUAAGGGAUGGGCUUGCUGAACAACUGGCCACCAACACCUCCUCUACAGCGGCAAUUCCUCGAGUGUAUCCUGGAUUCCUGAGGGUCCCAGCCAAGGGCAACGCUGAGCCAGCAACCAAACUUCUGGAGUCGCCCAAUGCCGACGGUUUCACCAACAUCACCAUGAAGCUUGAGUCUGGACCGAUUGCCGAUGUGGGCGGGGAACGUGAAUGGUGGGUAGUCAACAAGGACUCAGAUGAGAUGGUGAUCUACACCCUCAACGAUCGUGUGGCGUCAGAACUGUUUGCUCCCCUGGCUGGUUACGGCAUCAUCGGCCUCUACGUGUCCCUAGUCCUGGUCGUCGGCAGGUUCGUGCGCAUGAUGUUCAGCGGCGUCUCCACCAAGAUCAUGUUCAACGAGCUGCCCAACGUGGACCGCAUCGUCAAGCUGUGCCUGGACAUCUUCCUGGUGCGGGAGUGCGGCGAGCUGAAACUAGAAGAGGACCUGACGGCAAAGCUGAUCUUCCUCUACCGCUCGCCGGCGAUGCUCAUCGAGUUCACAAGAUACAAGAGAGACUAGGCUGCCUUCACAGCCGCCUCUUGAUAACCAGAUUCUCAAUUCAGGGUCGGGGCAAAUGGCUGAUUCUUCUGAAAAACGUUGCCUUAUUUUUUUUGUUUCAUUCCCCCUGCCCCGAUACGCUAGUGUAGGUAAACCUCCUUAGGCCCAUAAUGAUUAUUCAGUUAUUUAAGUAAGAUUUGAGGCUUUGCAUGGUGGAGAUACUAAAUGAUGAAAGGUUUGCGGAAACACCAUGUGCGAAUAAUUUCUCAACUAAGAGAAUGGUUCUGAAAAGAACCAGAGGUAUAAACCUCUUUUCAGUUAUUUGAUUAAUCACUUUUUUGUAGGUUAUUUAGUUACAACUCAUAAGAUCGAUAAAUCAAACUAUUUACUUGGUUUUCUAGAAAAGCAUGUGGCAUAAAUGAGCACAGCAUUGCCUUAACUUAACUCAUGCUUCAGGGACACAUUUUUUUUCCGUUUAUCGAUGUGACUUUUGUUGCACUGGGAAAUGGAAGUGAAUUUAAAGUGUGAAUUUCUAUGCCCUAGGAUUGUUUAGUGCGGAACAAUGGAUGCCUUGUAUCGGGUUUCUCAGGUUUUCAGAGAGCAAAAUGUUGACAGUGAAAUAUAUUUUUAUGUUGCACGGUUUAUAGAGGCACGAUAUGUACAUGGUGCAGAUGAAUUUUUGCAACAUCAGGCAAUACAAUGAACACAAAGGUGAUUUUGCCGUUUCUUCAUUUAGUGAAGAUUUUUUUUGCCUUAUAUAACAACACUCAGGAUUGUUAUGGCAUCCUUUUUUUUUUUUUAAUUCAUUGAAUUAUGAUAAUCGAAUGCUUAAUGAUGCAUUUAUUGAUGAGUUUUCAUUUUCUUAGACUUUGUAUCUAGAAGCGGUUCCGUAGUUGUAAUGUAUUUGCAUUUUCAUAUGAUUUAUGAAUCAUACAGAAUAGAAAGCAGGAUUUUGAAUUGUCUCUAGCGGUGAUUAGAAAGUAAAAAUGUAGGUAUUUGCAAUUAUGUGCUUAGAAAAAUUGUCUGUUAAAACCAUGCAUGAAAUAAUGUGAAGGUUUCAAAUGUUGUCGGUGAUUUGUCGUUCGUGUGGUGUUAGACAUCUCUGUUGAGUAGUGUGUUGAAUGUUAAGCAUGUGUUUGUGGAGGGAUUAAAUCUGUGUUUUGUAGUGGGUAUAUAUAUGACUGGUCUUUCUACAUGUGCCAUAGCCAAUGUGUUACUUGAAUGGCUACUCAACGGACGAAACACUUCGUUGUUUUCCCCAUAGUAGCCGUCAUGAGCACAGUAAUUUAUAUGUAGCUAAGGUAGUUAAUCCAUGGCAACAUUGUCGCAAUUUCGUGGCAACGUUGUCUCAAAUUGGUGGCAACAUUGUCUCGAAUUUGAUUGUUGAUACUCCCGUACUUAGAGUAAGGCAUUGGACCCAUAUCGGUCAUUCUAUAAAUUUGGGUGCACUUUUUUUUCCUGUCCCUGUUACAUCUGACAUCUUUAAUUUUAUCAUUCUGAUGCACUCUUUAAUGCAGUCAUCCUCAGAGAGUGAUUGUGAAUAGCAAACUACCUACCCAACAAAGAAAACAUUGUUUGAAGUCAUUCUUAAUGGUACUUGAAUUGGCAAAUUACAAAGUACCAUGGUAACGGGGACAGGAACAAUCUCACACCAAGGACCCUAAAUUUAUAGAAAAGACCUGUGUCGUAUUUGAAGAAUGUGUACAAAUCUUUGUACUAAAGUGGCCUUGUUUUUAAGGAAAAAAACUUCCUGAUCAGUGGUGGGGUCAAGUCUAUCACAAGUCAAGUAAAAAAUUAACCGUGGAUUGAAAAAAUGGCCUUUGCUACAGUUCAUUUGAACAAUUUGCGACCCAACUCAGACUACUUGUGAUGCAUCAGACCACGUCCGCCAUUACUGAUAAAGGAAUAAUUCAGAAACUCUUAAAAAUUAUCUGUUUUUGAUAUUUAAUGAGGCUUAUAUGUGAAGAAACAUUGCAGAAAACCAAGUUUUGCUAUGGAUAGUACCAAGUCGUAAAUGAUAUGGAUUAUUUAUGUAUUUUUAAAACUCAGUAUCCUAAAAAAAAAAAAUUAUAAAAACUUGCCUUGUUGAUGACCUGCUGUGUAGAAUCUGUGGACCUUUUUUUGUGAUAUAGAAGGAAAAUACUGAUAAGAUUUACUCAUAUUUUGUAUUCGAUGAAGUGUUGCAUGUAAUAGCAAUAGAGCCAAUCGUGGUCAGUGUGUAGACGGUACGCAAAUAUACCUUUGUAGUAUGUUGUUCGGUGCGUGGUUAAGUGGUAACUGUCAGCUUAAAUGUUAAAAAAAGUUUUAAAAGGGGGGGAUGGGAAGGCUUAACAUACAGCCCCUGUACCAUUAAUAUGCACGGUUAAGUUUUUCUGUAUUUGAACAAAGCUGGGUUUCAAAGGCUGGGACUGCAUUGUGGGGAAGUUUUCUAAUUUUUAGGAAAUUCAGAUUGGAUUGUGCAUAGGGCAUUAACACCUUCCUCAAAACAUCUUUUGUCCCUGCAAUAACUACUAUACGUCAGACGUGUAGUCUUUAGAACUCUGGAACAAGUAUUCUACGAGCAGUGCUUUGUGUCAAAUUUGCAAAUUUUGAAUUUGGUGUGGGAAUUCUUGUGUUGUGCAAUGAUAUAAUCCCGAUUUGGCGGUCAAGCUAUCUUGUUUUAAUCUAUUACCUUGAAAACGUGUUUGAGUUCAGUUUUUCCAUUUCGAUGCCUGCCUAAGCAUAUCUUUAAAAAAAAAAAGCAAUAAGUUGUUUUUAAGCAUUAAAAUAAAUUAUGUUUAAUUGCCUUCUUAACUCCAUUCGAUUUUCGUAUGUUUUAACCACAUAAUAGGGAAAUUCCUGUGUGUUUCCCAUAUAUUGCAGGUAUAUUUUAGUAUGGAUUGCUUUGAAUUUUAGUGAUUUUUCAAAAACGAAGAUUUGUUUAGUUUUAUUCAACCGUAUUAGUUCAAACAAACAGAGGCUGCAGUUGCAGGGUGAAUGAUUGCAGUGUGCUUUUUCUAUCGAUUGUGCUGUGCAUCUGUAAUUGUGAUAAAAAGUUUGUCAAAAUGGGAAAACAGCGGCCGAAAAUGAAAUAAAAUUGCUUGUAUAUUGCUUUAAAA
This is a messenger RNA of Patiria miniata (bat star), 10628 nucleotides long. Its product is annotated as piezo-type mechanosensitive ion channel component 2-like. Bases 295 to 7551 code for a protein of 2418 amino acids. The record is from RefSeq and is a predicted model, not a curated record. Lineage: Eukaryota; Metazoa; Echinodermata; Asteroidea; Valvatida; Asterinidae. The transcript has 52 exons.